Triticum aestivum (bread wheat) is the source of this 1560-nucleotide messenger RNA. Its product is annotated as zealexin A1 synthase-like. The record is from RefSeq and is a predicted model, not a curated record. Bases 1 to 1560 code for a protein of 519 amino acids. The transcript has 2 exons. Lineage: Eukaryota; Viridiplantae; Streptophyta; Magnoliopsida; Poales; Poaceae. Gene Ontology annotation, molecular function: monooxygenase activity; oxidoreductase activity, acting on paired donors, with incorporation or reduction of molecular oxygen; heme binding.
AUGGAGGAGUGGUUAAGCCUGUGUUGCAUAGCCCUAUCCACGGUGCUUGCCCUUUGGUUUCUCAAGCUCAACGGCGGAACGAAAAAGUUCAAGAAGCAGCAGCUACCUCCUGGGCCAUGGACUCUCCCGGUCAUCGGCAGCCUCCACCACGUCGUCAGCCUCCUCCCACACCGCAGGAUGAUGGACAUGUCUCGCCAGCACGGCCCGCUGAUGCACCUGGUGCUGGGCGAGGUCCCCACCGUGAUCGUCUCCAGCGCGGAGGCCGCGGAGCUGGUGAUGAGGACCAACGACCUCGCCUUCGCAACCCGGCCGGGGACCCCGACGCAGGACAUCUUCGGGUGCGGCGGCAAGGACGUCGUCUUCGCGCCCUACGGCGAGCACUGGCGCCAGAUGCGCAAGGUGUGCGUCGUGGAGUUCCUCAGCUCCAGGCAGGUGAAGCGCAUGGAGGGCAUCAGGGCGGAGGAGGUGGGCAGCCUCCUCCGCUCGAUCGCCGCCGCCGCGGCCGCCUCGACCAGCGGCGGCGCCGCCAUUAUUAACUUCAGUCAGGAGGUGGCGGCGCUGAGCAACGACGUGGUGACGCGGGCGGUUUUCGGCGGCAAGUUUGCGCGGCAGCGCGAGUACAUCCGUGAGCUGGGCAGGGCGCUGGAGCUGAUGGGCGGCUCCUGUCUCGUCGACAUCUUCCCGUCGUCGCGGUUGGCGCGGUGGCUGAGCCAUGGCGGCCGCAGCAUAAAGAAGAGCUCCGCCUGCAUCAAGCGCAUCAUUUCAGGCAUCAUUGAGGAGCGGCAGGCCGCGCGAGCUGCUGCAAGCGAUGGUGCCUGUAGCAGCACCAGCGUCGAUGAGAACUUCCUGGACGCGCUGCUCAGGCUUCAGCAGGAGGGCUCUUUGGAAAUCCCUCUAACCACGGACGCUAUAGGCGCCGUCUUGUCUGACAUGUUUGCAGGUGGCACCGAAACAAUAGCAACCACCUUGGCGUGGGCUAUGUCGGAGCUCGUGCGCAGCCCAGAAAUUAUGGCCAAGGCACAGCAAGAAGUAAGGGAGGUGCUAGGUGAAGGUCGGUCUGUCAUUACUAAUAGUGAUCUCACUAAACUCCGGUACCCAAAGUUGGUCAUCAAGGAGGUCCUUAGGUUGCAUCCGGCCUCUCCUCUGAUCCCGCGCGCGGCUAGAGAGGAUUGUACAGUUAUGGGUUAUGACAUACCUAAAGGCACCAAUGUUUACAUUAACGUCUUUGCGAUAUCUCGAGAUCCCAAAAACUGGAACAGUCCUGGAGAGUUUAAGCCAGAGAGGUUUGAGGACACCCAGGUGAACUUCAAUGGAACAUACUUCGAAUUCAUUCCCUUCGGGGCCGGGCGACGGCAAUGCACCGGGAUUCAGUUCACCUUGUCACUUGCGGUGAUGGCAUUGGCAAACUUUUUGUAUCACUUCGACUGGAAGCUUCCUGAUGCGUCUAGCCUCGCUUCAUUUGACAUGUCCGAGAAAUUUGGGAUUACGGUAUGCAGAAGGUAUGACCUGAAACUCAGAGCUGUUCCACACGUGUGGCCCAACGCUACGCUGUCCGAGUGA